GAAAAGGCCGAUCGAAAUCCCGAUCGAGAAGACCGCGAUCGCAGCAGAAGAGAAGAGGAGGAGGAGAGCAGCCAUGGAUUUCUACAGCAUGCCCAGGCGACAGCUUCAAGCCCUCUGCAAGCAGAAUCGUAUCCCUGCCAACAUCACCAACGUCGCCAUGGCCGACGCCCUCCAAGCUCUCCAUGCCGAUGGAUUGUUGGAGAACGCCCAAGAAGUGCUUCAGGAUCUGACUCCCUUUGUCCCCUCUUCCCGCAAGGCCUCCUUGCGCCGCGAGGCGCCGGCGCCGGCGGUGAAUUUUGAAGCUUCAAUCGAGCCCAGGGAGCAGCCCGCGAGCCCCCUUCCUCGGGCACGCCGUGUGACUGUGAAUGCCUCCGAGAUCCGGCGAUUGGCUGUUGAAGGAGAAGAAAAUGGAAAGGAGGAGGUGGAGAAAGAAGCUGUAGGGGAGGCCACAUCGAUGACCGUCACUAAGUGCAGCUCCAUAAAGCCGCCUCCAAGGAGCACUAGAAGGGCGAGCAGGAAAAAUGACAUUGAAGCUCAGGAAGAAGAGCCCGUAGACGCAAUGAAAACUCCAGCACGCCUAACUGGUCGGAGGACAGCAGCCAAAACCCCAGUUGCGGUGGAGCAAGAGGCUGCAGAUACGGUUGUUUCGGCUAGAGUUACAACUCGUCGUAAUACGAGGCAGUCUACCAGGGCGACUAUCGAAGAUAGCACCACGUCCACCGUGAGGAGGAGCUCAAGGAUUAGAGCUAAGACGGACGAAUCUGCUUUCAAGAUGGGUUCUUCAUUCCAAGAAGUAGAACCGGAACAAGGCAUAGAGAUAAGCAAUGCUCUGGUAGAGAAAGACGAUAAUGGUGAUAAAGAUUGCGAUUUGGCGGUCGUUGAUUCUGAUGUUCCACAAAAUUCUCUUGAAGAAGCUGUAAUAGCUCCAGAAGCUAAAGAAUUUCCUACUAUAGCUGUGGUGCCAGAGGAAGAGCAACUGGACAAAGUGGAAGUCGACGAUCACUGUGAAAAAGGUUGCACUUUGGUGGUAGUUGGUGCCAAUAUUCAGAUGCAUGAUCUUGAAGAGGACAGAAUAACUCCAAAUGCCGAAGAGUUAGGUGUUGUCAAAGACGAACUGAUUGUUAUGCCUACAGAAGAAGCUCCAGAAGCUGAUGUGAAGGAGGUUUCUUUGCAACUCCAUUUGUUUCCGAAAAAUGAUGAAGACAAACCGAUGGACAUGAUUACAGAAAAAGACGAUUUAGUGGAAGAAAUAGCUCCAGCAGAUGAACAAUUUACUACUGUGAAGGAACCGAUGGAUAUGAUUACUGAAAAAGACGGUUUAGUGGAUGAAAUAGUUCCAGAAGAUGAAAUGGUUCAACAUCAUGAAGGUGGUGAUACCAAAGAUGACUCUGAUACAAAUGAAGAUGGAGGCAUCCAUGGCAAUCAACACCAAGUUGGGGAGGUGAUUCAAGAAAGUGAAGUACCUGAGACCAAAUGUGAUUUUGAAGGUUCACCUGUCCAAGGGCUCAUAACUUCUUUAGAGAACCUAGAGAUAACCAAGGAUCUUCACCUUGAAGAUCUUGCCCCUAAAGAUGAUGCAUCCGAACAUGCUGCAGAUGAACAUACCAAUGAGAUAGAUGAAAAUUUUCACCUUGAAGAUCUUUCCCCCGAAGAUGAUGAAACCAAACAUGAGAUUCCUGAUGCAACAGUAGAUUCCUUCAUCCAGAAUCAGGAUUCUGAUACUCCUGAUUGUGACAACGAGGUAGAGACAAUAGGCGAAGUCAUUGCUGUCACAAAAUGUCAACUUUCUGGCGCAGACAACGAGGAUGAUAAGCAAAAUGAAGAUUUUCACCUUGAAGAUCUUGCCCCCGAAGAUGAUGAAACCAAACAUGAGAUUCCUGGUGCGACAAUAGAUUCCUUCAUCAUACAGGCUUCUGAUAUUCCUGAGAAAGCUAAAGCAGGCGAAGUCAUUGCUGUCACAAAAUGCCAACUUUCUGUCUCUGACAAAGAAAAUGAUCAAUAUUCUGCCGAAUUGUCCACAGAUGUGGUGGUAAAUGAAGACAAGAAGAAGCAAAAUGUGCAGGGAAACUUGGAUUUAAUUAGCCUGAGAAAGCUGAAGAAGAUGUACAAGGAGAAGAUGAGCAGCAAUGUCGACAAGGUGGAAACAAAAAGGCAAGCUCUAAAUGAUGUCAAUCAGAACAUUGUCUCAUGAAAGAUGGGAAAAGGGACACACUGAAGAGACUAGCUCAAAUAAUACGAAGUUUUGUCUUGCCUUGUUAUUUUGCUAAGAAUGAUAACAGUAAAAGUUUGGUUAAAAAGGAAAGUGCUAAGGAAUGAAGCACCUGGCUUCCUCUAGUAAAAGUUUGGUCAACUUUCAUUUUUGCCUUUGUUGAUUCUCUUUUGGCAUAUGAAAAAAAAAUAUAUUUUUUACAUUUCUAAAGUUUAUUUC
Molecule: messenger RNA, 2428 nt
Organism: Zingiber officinale
Lineage: Eukaryota; Viridiplantae; Streptophyta; Magnoliopsida; Zingiberales; Zingiberaceae
Exons: 6
Coding region: 74-2191 (705 amino acids)
Source: RefSeq, a predicted model, not a curated record